This is a messenger RNA of Ogataea philodendri, 1383 nucleotides long. RefSeq lists its product as uncharacterized. The record is from RefSeq and is a predicted model, not a curated record. NCBI's taxonomy places the organism in Eukaryota, Fungi, Ascomycota, Pichiomycetes, Pichiales, Pichiaceae. The coding region runs from base 1 to 1383 and encodes 460 amino acids. Gene Ontology annotation, molecular function: dol-P-Man:Man(5)GlcNAc(2)-PP-Dol alpha-1,3-mannosyltransferase activity; protein binding. The transcript has 3 exons. Gene Ontology annotation, cellular component: endoplasmic reticulum.
AUGGUGGAGCAGACAGAACAAGUUGAGGAGGCUCAAUUGCCCGAGUUCACGCUGAAGAAUGUGCUGGGCGACAUCAAAUACGGCGUUGUUUCGCUGUUCAACAACCCCUUUUUUGCGCUCAUUGUGACGGGUGUUUUGAUGACGUUUGAGUCGCUGGCUUUGAAAGCCAUCAUCUACAAGAUACCGUACACGGAAAUCGAUUACAGCACUUAUAUGCAGCAGAUCGAGCAGAUCGAACGUGGUCAACUCGAUUACGCCCAAAUCAAAGGCGAUACAGGCCCAAUUGUGUAUCCUGGAGGAUACGUCUACAUUUACUCGUGGAUGAAGUGGUUUACCGAGGGAAUGGAGGAUAUUAAUACAGGUCAGCAGAUAUUCAGAUAUUUGUACCUUGCGACAUUGCUGCUGACGUUUGUGGCGUACUUCUCGGCACAGCCGAAACUCAAGCCCGCAGACCUGUUCAGUUCUGCAGUUUCUGUGAAAAUGAACGCCUUGCUGUAUCUGCCUGGAUAUUUGGUGGUUGCAUAUUUUUUGUGCGGAGAAAACCUGUUGAUCACGUUUGCGGUGGUUGUCUUUGGCCUGUUUGUGCAGGUGGGCAUCAACUGGGACUUCCUCACCGCCUCCGAUACCAUCAGAUCUCACUUUUUGCAAAACGCCUUUGAUUUCAAGCGGUCGUUCUUGUACGAAUGGACAGUCAACUGGAAAUUUGUUCCGGAAUCAAUUUUCAAUAGCCGUGAGUUCCAUACACUGCUGUUGGCCGGCCACGUUGGUGCUCUGGUGCUGUUUGGCCUGAAAAAAUGGACACCCAAAUCGAUCACCGGCAAAUCCUCCGCAAAGUUGAUCAAAGACAGCCUGCUGUUCUACAAGUCCACCAUCCGCCCGGAGAACGUGAUCCUGUCCCCAGAGGGGCCCAGAUACGUGUUUUACGUAAUGGCAACAUCCAACCUAAUUGGGAUUAUAUUUGCGCGCUCGCUUCACUAUCAGUUCUUAUCGUGGUACUUUUGGACGCUGCCGAUGCUGCUGCAACUAGCCGAAAUCCCAUGGUACAUUCAGCCAGCAAUGAUGGCGGCACACGAGUGGUGCUGGAACGUCUACCCGACCACUGCGACGAGCUCGGGGGUCCUUGUUGCCAUUUUGGGCUCGGACAAUACUCCUCAGGGUUCCGGAGGCAACAUACCGAUGUCCGAUCAGCCAAAUAAUCCCUCGUCGGCCAGUGCCAGCAAUCCUAACCCGCCAUUAUCCUCUGCAUCGUCCGUUCCUACAGUGUCGGAUUCCACAGCUGUAAAUUCCCGAGAGCUGCUGAACGCCUAUGUUUAUGAUUUUAUUCUCAAGUCUGGUUUCACAGCCACGGCCGGUGCCUUUUUCAGAGAGCCAAUAUUCAGGUGA